Gopherus flavomarginatus (Mexican gopher tortoise) is the source of this 1749-nucleotide messenger RNA. Its product is annotated as protein BTG3-like. NCBI's taxonomy places the organism in Eukaryota, Metazoa, Chordata, Testudines, Testudinidae. The transcript has 5 exons. Gene Ontology annotation, biological process: negative regulation of mitotic cell cycle; negative regulation of cell population proliferation. The record is from RefSeq and is a predicted model, not a curated record. Bases 131 to 841 code for a protein of 236 amino acids. Gene Ontology annotation, cellular component: cytoplasm; nucleus.
CUGGACUCGCCUCUGCUUCGGCGCCCCGGGACUGGCACCGUCAAUUCUCUAUCAGAAUAAACCCAACUUCCAGCCUGAGCCUGGAGUCUGUCUGGGCUGCAAAAGGGGGGUCUCCCCUGGAGGACAAGCCAUGAGAGAGGAGGUGGAGACGGGCGCCCAGUUCCUGUCGCGCCUGGUGAACCGGCACGGCCGGCUGGACAACGGGCGCAUGGAGCAGUUCGGGGAGUGCCUGGCCGCCAUCCUUCAGGAGAGGUACAGCCGGCACUGGUACCCCGAGAACCCCGCCAAGGGGCAGGCCUACAGGUGUAUCCGCAUCAACCGGCGGCAGCAGGUGGACGAGUCGCUGCUCCGGGCCUGCGCGGGCUGCGGGCUGGAGUACUGGCAGCUGGCGCUGCCGCGGGAGCUCUCGCUCUGGAUCGACCCGGGGGAGGUCUGCUGCAGACUUGGGGAGAACAGCAAGUACUUCACGGUGAGCCCCUCGGAAGGGGGCAGCGGCAAGGGGACCCCAGAGCCCGAGACGUCAGACUAUCACUCAGAGUCACCAUCGGAGAGCUCCUCGGAGGACGAGGGAUCAGCCCGGCCCUCCCCGGCACCGGCCCCACCCCCAGCCCCAGCCCCGAGCAGACCCGCCCUGCCGGAGCCCAGCAAACAGGCCGCCGAGUUGUUCUACGUCCCGGCCCCCAUGUGGGUCCCCUGCACCACUCAGCGCCUGGUCAGCUACAUCCCCACCUACCAGCCCCUCACCUUCUACUACGUCAGCGUCGGAGCAAAGCCCUCGCCGGCGAAGAGAUCCAACCCCGACCGGCUGCGGCGCCUCACCCAUCGGGCUGCAAGGGCUUAGGGGCGGGGCAGGGAGAGGGGAGAGCCCCCAGCCCCUCUCCCUCCUGCCCCCACAUCCCUUUCCCCCCCAGUGAUCUCCACCAGGCUCCCAGGCUGAGACUGGGUGGAACUCACCACAGCAGUACAAACAGCACUACCUGGUGGCCAUGCAGCGAGCCAGGCUGGAAACAGCUGAAAGUUGGGGAUGUCCUGCCCCCAUCCCCCUGCCCAACUGGUGCUUUAAGGGUUAACAGCCCCUCUUCUUGUGCAGGGAGUGCGGCCCCACAGCCGUGGGGCUGAGCCAGUUGAGACUCAGUAUCCUACAGGCCUGUCUGCACAGGCAAAGCGCACGGGUAAACUUGCUGUGGAAGGGAAGACGGCCCUGGAAGCCAGGACACCUGGGUUCUCUCCCCACCUCUGGAAGGGGAGUGGGGUUUAGUGGUUAGAGCAGAGGGGGCUGGGGGCCCGGACUCCUGGGUUCCAUUGUCAGCUCUUCUGACCAGCUUCUGGCAAAAAAAACCAAGCACACACACACACACACACACACACACACACACAAAACCAUCACGUAUGUGCCUCAGUUUCCCCAUCUGUAAAACUGGGAUCAUAACACUCACCUACCUCAGAUUGGUGCUGCGGUGCAAACAAACAUGGGCACUUUAUAAAGGCUUUUUCGAUGCUGCUUUGCCAGGCAGGGGAAAGGAUUAUUCUAAUGAUUUUAAUAUAUAUGCUGUAAAUAGUGAGCCUCUGAUAUUUAAUUUAUGGAAGCAGAGAGAGCUGUUUAGCAGGGAGGUGCGUGGGGGGGGGGUGUUUAAUGCCAAAUCUAUUUAUAGAGGGUUUUUUGCAAAAAAAAAAAAAUCAAAAUCAAAUCCUUUUUCUAUAAAAAUUCACAAGUGCCUAUUAAGGAGACCUCUGUGGUGACGCAGGAAA